This is a messenger RNA of Rotaria sordida, 3204 nucleotides long. The record is from the annotation of a GenBank genome assembly. NCBI's taxonomy places the organism in Eukaryota, Metazoa, Rotifera, Eurotatoria, Philodinida, Philodinidae.
AUGUCGUUAGAAUCUGUAAGCGAAACUAAUCAUCAUCAUCAUCAUCUUCAACAUAAGAAUAUUCAUUAUGGAAAGCCAUAUUUUGCUGUACUUCUGGCUGCUUUUUCUUCAUUGGGCGGAUGGUUUUUUGGCUAUGAUCAAGGUGUUACUGGUGGUAUAGUUAUCAUGCAUUCAUUUAAAAAUGACUUUUGUAUUGGAGUGUAUGCCAAUACAACCGUCUGUGAUCUUUCAAUAGCUGCUUUGCCUCCUGACUACAGACAAUUUUUAGUACUUUUUACGUUAAUGUAUAAUCUCGGAUGUUUUAUUGGUGCUCUAUUCAUUUCUUCAUUUGUGGCAGAAAAAUUCGGACGUCGAGCCAUUAUUUUCACUUCAACAGUUCUGUUUAUAAUCGGAACUUCAAUGGUUAUUUUACCACCGGGAGGUUCAAAAACGAUAAUGAUUUUCAUAUUGAUUGGACGGAUUGUCGAAGGCACAGGCGUUGGUUGUUCUUCAUUUUCCUGUCCACUAUACGCUUCAGAAAUAGCUCCAACACAUCUUCGUGGAAUGUUGUCCGGCUUUAUGACAAUGGGCAUAGUAACUGGUUUGUUUGCUGCCAAUGUGGUUAAUUUCUUUUUACAAAAUCAUAAAUGGGGCUGGCGAUUGUCAAAUGGCAUUAUUUUAAUUGCACCGUUUAUUCUUAUGGUGGGAAUAUUUUUUUGUCCUGAAACUCCUCGAUGGUUAUUCAAGAAAAAAGGUCGAGAAUCGGCAGAGAAAAGUUUAAGACGUAUUCGUAAAACAUACGAUGUAACUGCUGAGUUAAACGCUAUUGCCGAUGCUGUACAAGAAGAAGGCAAUGAAAUUUCAAUCAAAGAACUAUUUACAACAAAGAAAAUGCUGACAAGACUUGGCAUAGGUAUGGGUAUACAUGUUUUUCUGCAAACAUCGGGUAUUAGUCCUAUAUUUGCAUUUGGUGGCAUUAUUUUUCAAAGUGUUCUUGGAUCAGGUAUCAUACCAUUAUUGAUUUUGUCUGGUGCAAACAUGCUUAGUACAAUACCAGCCUUAUUCUUGUUUGAUAGACUCGGGCGUCGAAACCUUCUUAUGUUUUGUGGCUUAGGUAUGGUAGUUGGUCAUCUUGUAGCAGCUACAGCAUUUGCCACUGGUUGUAAUGUAGUCAAAACUGUCAUUAAUAAUAUUAUAGUGAAUGAAGAAGUGAACUGUGGAACAAAUGUCGGUAUAUUGAUGCUUAUCUUUUCAGUUAUUUAUAUAGUUUGUUUUGCACUUUCUUGGGGGGCAAUCUGCUGGAUUUAUGCAGCUGAGAUUUAUCCUCUUAAUGUUAGAGCUAGGGCAAUGUCAUUAACAACAGCGAGCCAUUGGUUUAUGUGUAUAAUUAUGGCUUACAUAUUGGAGUUAAUAGCACCAUUAGGAAUACAUGGAGUAUUUUAUAUUUUCGGUGGUAUGUGCCUGUUGGCUGUGGUAUUCGUAUAUUUUUUCUGUCCAGAAACGAAAGGAGUCUUACUAGAAGAUAUUGAAGAAGUGUUUGAUAAUUUUCAAUUGAAAGAUAGAACAAUAGUAAAAGUGUUGCGGAGAUCACCGUGUCAGCGAAAUACAAAAAAACCAUACAUAUAAUACACAAGAAAAUCAUUUCAAAUUUCAACUAUUUACGAAAAUACGUACAUUUGUAAGGAGAGUCAACAUGAUGGUGAUGGCUCUUUGAAAGUUUUAAAACUCGAAUCGAGAUAACUCAUUCUACACUUGUAUAUUUUUUUACGUUAAUGCUAAGCCCAAAACCCUUAAAUCUAGACGAUGACGUCUUUUUAUGCAUUUCCUUGAAUUAGUUUUUUUUUUGUUUUUUGAUAAUAUUAUCUUCAUUUGAGGCUAGUAAAAAUAAUAAAACUUCUCUUUGUUCGAAAACAAAAUCAACUGUUCUUUCAUCAACAUACAUAUUAGAAAUAUUUCUGCAUUUUAUUCAAAAGAUGUUAUGAAUAGUGUGUGGAUGUGGAUGUGGGUGUGAGUAUAUGUGUGGGUUUGGAUAUGGGUGGGUGUGGGUAUUCAAUUGUCCAUCAACACCCACACCUUAUGGAGAUCACCACCGAAUAUGCUGGAAAGACUUAUAGAAGCCACCGUUCUCUGACAAAAACAUCGAAAUAAAACAGUAUUGGUUUGACGUCAAGCUCUUAAUCACUUAAUAUUAAUUAAUUAAGUAUGAAACAGAAAAGUCCAACACUUAAUAUUCUCUGGUGGUCUAACGUAGUCAUGUGACGGACCCGCUCUUAAAAUCCAGUGAAAUCGGAUGAAAUUCAAAUUGAGAUGUUUUCUAUGGAUAAGAACAACAUCUUUCUCUCUAUCGAAGACAGUAGUAAGAAAAAAAACACUUUAUUGAACUGCAUUGAUCGGUUAUUUUCUCAUAAAAUACAAAAAUAGAAAAUUUACUUUUUGACACUUGUUACUUCGACUCUGUUUAUUGUAGAUUAAUGUUUCUGUUCAAGAGAAUAACUUAUAAAUAAUAGUAUCGGUGUAAUCAUCGUUUUGCGCAUAUGAUAAUCGUUGAGGCAACACCUGAACCGCCUGUUGAAAAUUUUAUCCAACAUGUAGACGAACUAUUAGAAUAGGCAAAUACGACACAAUUAGUGGUGUUCAAACACCAUGUACAACAAGAAGAAAAUGUUAUUGGCUGAUCACUGGCUAUAUCAUUGCCUGGAUAAUCCCAAUCGAAUGAUAUUGUCAUAUUUGAGCAAGAAUAGUACGCUAAAAUAAUGAUCAACAAUGAGUAGUAAUAAUCAAGAGAGAAAGAUAAGAAAACCUGUAGUGGUGAUAGUAGUUGAGGUGCUUGUGGUGCUGCUUGUAGUUGAAGUACUUGUGACAGUUCUGGGAGUCGUGGUUGAAUUAAUUAUGGUGGUAUUCAACGUAGAAAUAGCUGCAAAAGAAAAGAGAGAAUUAGAUUGAAGAAUAGACUAUUAUUCCGUUACAGCUAUAGAAACGAUUAUAUCCUUUUUUAAGUUCCCUUUAAAAUUAGUUAAUGAAUGAAAGAAGCCAUUCCUUUUAUGUUUGUGUUCUGCAAUAAAUUCUGACUAAGGUGAAGAUCUUACAGAAUCAAUAUUCAAAUUGAUCAAUUCAUACUUGUUGAAUUUGUUACUAAAUUUGUUGAGCUCGAUGUCAACCAGGAGGUCAUCACGACAGCCAAACCUAGUCCGCCCAAUAGCGAUCCAACAGUAAGACCCCCGAUUA